AUGGCUUCACAAGAGCAACUGGAACUCGAGGCCAAGCGGACAGCCCAUGUCGAGCAGCUGUCCGAUUGGCUGCUCCAACACAGCAGCAUUUACAACAUCUUCCUGUCAGGCAUCAAGCAAACCUCAGUCGUCGCCGGCACCGUCGUCAGCCGCCUCACUCUUACAUCUGCACAUCUCAACUCCAAAGGCGGUCUACACGGCGCUGUGUCAGCGGCCUUUAUCGACUUCACAACGGGACUGGCAAUUGCCUCGUGGGACCUGAGGGAAAAGACGGGCGCGAGCGUCGACAUGCACAUCAGCUACUUGAGCAGCGCGGGAGCCGGAGAUGUCGUGGAGAUUGUGUCGACGGCGGAAAAGGUUGGGGGAUCGAUGGCGUUUGUGACGAUUUUGAUUCAGAAAGUUGAGGUUGUGGAUGGGGAGGAGAAGAAGACGCUGGUGACCAAGGGCCAUCACACCAAGUUUGUGAGGGGGACUGCGAAGCCAAAGACGGAGGGUGAAGUGAGGAAUUAG
This is a messenger RNA of Trichoderma aggressivum f. europaeum, 510 nucleotides long. RefSeq lists its product as uncharacterized. NCBI's taxonomy places the organism in Eukaryota, Fungi, Ascomycota, Sordariomycetes, Hypocreales, Hypocreaceae. Gene Ontology annotation, molecular function: fatty acyl-CoA hydrolase activity. The coding region runs from base 1 to 510 and encodes 169 amino acids. The record is from RefSeq and is a predicted model, not a curated record. The transcript has a single exon.